AUGCAAUCGGGCGAUGGGUUCUUGGGUCUUGUGAGAUCGUGCCGGGAUCUCGUGGCGGCGGAGGCGAUCCACUCUCGCAUUGCGUCACUGCUUCCAAUCGUGGACGAUGUCUACGUCGCCAACAAUCUGAUUGAGAUGUAUGGGAAAUGUGGGUCUGUAGAUCGUGCGCGCCAGGUCUUCGAUGCCAUUCGAUCCAAGAACUGCUACUCCUGGUCGAUCCUCCUCUGCGCUUACUCGCACAAUGGCUACCUGGCCCAGGCCAAGGAGGUCUUCGAUGCGAUGCCUUGCAAGCACGAUCCCAUCUGCUGGAAUUCGAUGCUGGCGGCCUAUGUGCGGAAUGGGCAUCUGGAGGAUGCCAAGCGCUUCUUCCAGAUCGCGCCAGUGACGAAUCUAAUCUCCUGGAACACGCUUCUAUCCGCAUUUGCCCAGCGUGGGGAUCUGUGGGAAGCGACAAGAAUCUUUCAGGGAAUCCCACUCAGGACGCAAAUCUCAUGGAAUUCCAUGCUCGCAGCGCUUGCCCUAAACAAUGGCCUCCAAAAUACGGUCGAUUUCUUCCACCAGAUGCCCAACCACGACAUCGUCUCUUUCACAACGCUUCUCUCGGCAUAUGCCCAAGCCGGACACGUGGAAGGCGCAAAGCGCAUAUUCGAUAAGAUGCCCCAACGGAACUACGUGACGUGGAAUGCCAUGCUGACGGCAUAUUCCCAGAACGGGCACCUGGAAGAUGCUCGGAGAUUAUUCGAUGGUCUUGCAGAGCGCGAUCUCUCCUCCUGGAAUGCGAUGAUCACCGCAUACGCGGAGGCAGGGCAAGUGGAAGAGGCCAGACAGAUCUUCCAGGCGAUGCCAGUGGUGGAUUUGGCGUCCGCCACUGCGAUGCUGGUGGCAUUCGCGCAGUCCGGCCGGAUCGAUCGAGCCUGGGCUUUGCUUCUCGAGAUGCCGGUCCAAGAUCUCAAGUCCUCCACGGCGAUGAUCGCGGCUCUCGUCCAGGCCGGGCAUCUGAACGAGGCGAAGCGCGAGUUCCAACAAAUGGAGCAGCGUGAUCUCGCUGCUUGGAACACGAUGCUCUCGGCAGAAUCACAGAGUGGGAAUCUGGAAGAGGCGAGGUGCGCGUUGGAGAGUAUGCCCGAGCACAACACGGUCUCCUUCACGACGAUUCUCUCGGCAUAUGCCCAACACAGGCAUCCUGAAGAAGCAGCACGGAUCUUUGCACUGAUGCCUGCCCGCGACGUUUCUUCUUGGAACGCAAUUCUAGCAGCAUUUUGCCAUGCCCAGGAGCUUUCCAAGGCGGUAGAAACGUUUUUCGAGAUGCCCGAGAGGGAUCUCGGGCCGCUGCUCCAGCGUUUUGGAAUUGCUGGCAAGAAUGAAGAUCGCGGCUGUGUGCCCCGACGAGACGAGCCAUUUGCUGCUUCUCACGGCCUGCGCUCGAAGUGGAGAAGUGGAGAGAGGGAGAUCCUGCUUCGUUUCGAUGGUGAUGGAUUACGAGCUGCAAGCUAG
Selaginella moellendorffii is the source of this 1494-nucleotide messenger RNA. Its product is annotated as pentatricopeptide repeat-containing protein At4g02750-like. Gene Ontology annotation, molecular function: protein binding; RNA binding. The transcript has 2 exons. Lineage: Eukaryota; Viridiplantae; Streptophyta; Lycopodiopsida; Selaginellales; Selaginellaceae. The coding region runs from base 1 to 1494 and encodes 497 amino acids. The record is from RefSeq and is a predicted model, not a curated record. Gene Ontology annotation, biological process: RNA modification.